AAAGAUGAAGGAGAUCUGCAGGAUCUGUGCCCGAGAACUGUGUGGCAACCAGAGGCGAUGGAUUUUCCACACAGCCUCCAAACUCAAUCUGCAGGUCUUGCUGUCCCAUGUCCUGGGGAAAGACAUCCCCAGAGAUGGCAAGGGAGAGUUUGCCUGCAGCAAAUGCGCCUUCAUGCUGGAUCGCAUCUAUAGAUUUGACACUGUGAUUGCCCGCAUUGAGGCCCUGUCCAUCGAGCGCCUGCAGAAGCUGCUGUUGGAGAAGGAUCGCCUCAAAUUCUGCAUCGCCAGCAUGUACAAGAAGAACAACCAUCAGGAAGGGUCUGGCCCAGAGAGCAAGACAGGCAGUGGGACUGUGGAUAUCUCAGGCCUACCUGAUGUGAGAUACUCUGCCCUGCUCCAGGAAGAUUUUGCAUAUUCGGGGUUCGAGUGCUGGGUGGAAAAUGAGGAUCAGGUGCAGGAGUUGCAUAGCUGCCAUGCUGCAGAAGGCCCUGCCAGCCGACCCAGGAGAUGCCGUGGUUGUGCAGCUCUGCGGGUGGCAGAUUCUGACUAUGAAGCCAUUUGCAAAGUACCCCGCAAAGUGGCCAGGAGUAUUUCGGGGGCCCCUUCUAGCAGAUGGUCUACCAGCAUUUGCACAGAGGAGCCAGCUCUGUCUGAGGUUGGGCCAGCCGAUCUGCCCGGCACAAAGGUCCCCCAAGAUGGAGAGAGCAUGGAGGAAGGGACCCCAGGAUCCUCUGUGGAAUCUCUGGAUGCAAGUGUCCAGGCUAGUCCCCCACGACCAAAGGAGGAAGAUACCGUGCAGGAGAGAAGUGCAAAGGAACUGGCCAAGUGUGACUGUUGUUCUGAGGAGCAGGCAACCCAACAUAUGUGCAACCACAAGCUGGAGAUGGCUCUUAGCAUGAUUAAAGGGCUGGAUUAUAAACCCAUCCAGAGCCCCCGAGGAAGCAGACUUCCUAUACCUGUCAAAUCCAACAUACUUAGAGUCAGGCCUGGCCAUAGUAUGACCGAUGGAGUCCAUUCCAGUUUCCUUCACAGGUCUUUGAAGUCCUUAGACAAGUCACCUGUCAGUUACACCUUGGACAUGUCAGAUCUGCAAGAGCUCUGGGAUGAUCUCUGUGAAGAAUAUUUGCCACUUCGGUUCCAGCCCAUGAAUGAAGAUUUAUUCAAGCAACAAAAACUGAAUGAAAAUGAGACUCUUUCAGUACAACCAUCUAUACCUGAUGCUCACUUGGCAGAACUUGAAGAAAAAAUUCAACAAACAGAAGUCACCAACAAGCUUCUUCAAGAGAAACUGAAUGAAAUGAGUUGUGAACUCAAAUCUGCUCAGGAAUCUUCUCAGAAGCAAGAUGGUAUAAUUCAAAGCCUCAAGGAAACUCUCAAGAACAGGGAAAGUGAGACUGAGGAGUUAUACCAGGUGAUUGAAGGUCAAAAUGGCACCAUGGCAAAACUUCGAGAAAUGCUGCACCAGAGCCAGCUUGGACAACUUCAUAGCUUGGAAACAACUCCCCCAGCUCAGCAACAGGUGGCUCUACUUGAUCUUCAGAGUGGCUUGUUCUGCAGCCAGCUCGAAAUACAGAAGCUCCAGAGGGUGGUACGACAGAAAGAACGCCAGCUGGCUGAUGCCAAACGUUGCGUGCAGUUCAUCGAAGCUGCUGCCCAAGGGCAAGAACAGCAGAAAGAGGCUUCCUGGAAACAUAAUAAAGAAUUGCGUAAAGCUUUACAACACUUACAAGGAGAAUUACAGAACAAAAACCAAAAGCUUCGUGUCCUGGAGGCUGAAAAAUUCAAUGAGAUUCGAAUCCUGGAACAAAAUAUGGAGCGCCUAAACCAAAAUCUUAGUCACAAAGAUCAGCUGAUUCAGGAAUUUCGGGAGCUUCUGCAAUAUCGCGAAAACCCAGAUCCAACCUUUGAAGCACAUGAAAUGUUGCUUGAGAAACUUCGGCAGCGCAUACAAGACAGAGAUUUAGCUCUAGAGCGGGCUAUUGAUGAAAAGUUUACCACUCUAGAAGAAAAAGAAAAAGAACUGCGUCAACUUCAACUUGCUGUGAGAGAGCGAGAUCAUGACCUGGAAAGACUUCGCAGCAUCCUUUCUUCCAAUGAAGCAACCAUGCAGAGUUUGGAGAGUCUCCUAAGGGCCAAAGGCCUGGAAGUGGAGCAGUUAUCUGCCACCAGUAAGAACCUACAGUGGCUGAAAGAAGAAAUGGAAGCCAAAUUUACCCACUGGCAGAAGGAGCAAGAAAGCAUCGUUCAGCAGUUACAGACCUCUCUGCAUGACAGAAACAAAGAAGUGGAGGAUCUUAGUGCGACUUUGCUCCACAAACUCGGACCCGGUCAGAUCGAGAUUGCCAAGGAGCUCUGUCAGUGCCUACAGCAAAAGGAAAGGAUGGUUCAGGAGCUCCUCAGUGAUCACAACAAACAAACAGUAGAGCAUGAAUUGGAGAUUCAGGGCCUCCUUCAGUCUAUGAGCACCCGGGAGCAGGAGAGCCAAGUAACUACAGAAAAGAUGGUACAAGCCCUGAUGGAAAGAAAUUCUGAACUACAGGCACUGCGCCAGUAUUUAGGAGGGAAAGAUUUUCUGGUACCCCAAACAGUCAUGUCUCACCAGGGCACUGAAGCUAACUCCAUCAGCCCUCAUCUGGGAGAGCACACUGAUCAAGGUUCAAUGCAUAUGCCUUCCAGAGACGAUAAUAUUUCUUUAACUGCCAAAGUGGAAGCCAGCUUGCCCAGAUCCUCACUAGGUGACUUGGACACAGUUGCAGAGUUAGAAAAAGAACUGAGUAAUGCCAAAGAGGAACUCGACCUUAUGGCUAAAAAAGAAAGAGAAAGUCGGAUGGAACUUUCUGCUCUACAAUCAAUGGUGGCUGUGCAAGAGGAAGAGCUGCAGGUUCAGGGUGCUGAUUUGGAGUCCCUGACCAGGAACAAUCAGAUUAAAGAGGACCUAAUAAAGGACCUGCAGAUGCAACUGGUCGACCCAGAAGACAUACCAGCCAUGGAACGCCUGACCCAAGAGGUCUUACUUCUUCGGCAAAAAGUUGCCUCAGUAGAAUCACAGGGUCAAGAAACUUCAGGAAAUCGAAGACAUCAAUUACUGCUGAUGCUGGAAGGGCUGGUAGAUGAACGAAGCCGGCUUAAUGAGGCUUUACAAGCAGAGAGACAGCUUUAUAGCAGUCUUGUGAAGUUCCAUGCUCAUCCAGAGAGCUCUGAGAGAGACCGAACUCUACAGGUGGAACUGGAAGGGGCCCAGGUGUUACGCAGUCGACUAGAAGAAGUUCUUGGAAGAAGCCUGGAGCGCUUAAGCAGGCUGGAGACCUUGGCCGCCAUUGGAGGUGCAGCUACAGGGGAUGACACUGAGGAUGCCAGCACUGAGUUCACUGACAGUAUCGAGGAGGAAGCUGCACAUAAUAACCACCAGCAACUCAUUAAGGUAGCUUUGGAGAAAAGCCUGGCAGCUGUGGAGAGCCAGAAUGUCUCUCUCCUUUCUCCUUCCUUGAUAGAAGAGGACAGUAACAGGGGUCUUCAGGAGGAAAUGCUUCACCUGAGGGCUGAGGUGCACCAGCAUUUAGAGGAGAAGAGGAAAGCUGAGGGGGAACUGAAGGAGCUAAAGGCUCAAAUCGAGGAAGCAGGAUUCUCCUCUGUGGCCCACAUCAGGAACACUAUGCUGAGCCUUUGCCUUGAGAAUGCAGAGUUGAAAGAGCAGAUGGGAGAAGCAAUGUCUGAUGGAUGGGAGAUUGAGGAAGACAAGGAGAAUGGCGAGGUGACAGUGGAGACUGUGGGAGCCAAAGGGGAUUUGAAUGAGAAUCAUCUUCAAGCUGAGUUCAGAAAGCUCCAGGGAAAACUGAAAAAUGCCUACAAGUUCAUCAACCUCCUCAAAGAACAACUGGUACAGAGCAACAAGAGAGGGAAUAGUAAACUCACACCAGAGCUCCUUGUGCAUCUAGCUAAAGAGACCGAUAGAAUGAACACAGAGCCAGUUGGCUCUCCUGGGAGGCACCAGGGCCAAGAAGAGGAAGAUGUGAUCAUGAGGCCCUGCUCCAGACCACUUGAACUUGGAGCCACCCUCACGGUGGAUGGUGACCAAUUGGAUCACCAACGUCAGGCCUUCAAGCCUAGGCCCCAGUCAGAAUUUAGCCUUCCAGGAUCCACCAAACACCUGCGCACCCAGCUGGCACAAUGCAGACAACACUAUCAAGAUCUCCAGGAAAAGCUGCUGAUAUCAGAAGCCACCGUCUUUGCCCAGGCCAACCAGCUGGAGAAAUAUAGAGCCAUGUUUACAUGUGAACCCUUGGUGAAGCAAGACAGCAAGCAGAUCCAAGUGGACCUCCAGGAUCUGGGCUACGAGACAUGUGGUCGCAGUGAGAACGAGGCGGAGAGAGAGGAGACCACCAGUCCUGAGUGUGAGGACCACAGCAGUUUUGGGGAAUCCGUUCUCAGAGAAGGGCUGUGCUCUGAACCUGGUUGCCUUCCAGGGUCCAUCCCUGGGAAGAAGCCUUUGAAGAGCGAAUUGAAGAGGCAGAAGGAAUUCCAGUCAUAUGGAAAGUCAGAAGACAUCUCUGUCCUACACAUGGACAUUAAGGAUCUGAAGGCCCAGCUGCAGAAUGCCCACAAAAUCAUUCAGAACCUCAAGAGUCGGGUCCGGUCCCUAUCCGUGACAAGUGAUUAUUCCUCUAGUUUGGAGAGGCCUCAAAAGCUGAAGGUUGUUGGUACCCUGGAAGGAUCUCCUCUUCACAGUGCCACAGACGAGGAUGAGGGAUGGCUUUCUGAUGGCACCGGGGCUUUCUACCCUCCAGCGUUUCAGGCUCAAAAGGAUCUGGACAGUUUGAUCCAGAGAGUGUCUCAGCUAGAAGCCCAGCUCCCCCGAACUGGACUGGAAGGGAAGUUAACUGAGGAGUUAAGAUCAGCCUCAUGGCCUGGAAAAUAUGAUUCCUUGAUUCAAGAUCAGGCCCGAGAACUAUCAUAUCUACGCCAAAAAAUAAGAGAAGGGAGAGGUAUCUGUUAUCUUCUCACCCAGCAUGCAAAAGAUACCGUGAAAUCUUUUGAAGAUCUUCUCCGAAGCAACGAUAUCGACUAUUAUCUGGGGCAGAGCUUCCGAGAGCAGCUUGCCCAGGGAAGCCAGCUGGUAGAGCGACUCACCAGCAAACUCAGCACUAAGGAUCAUAAAAGCGAGAAAGAACAAGCUGGACUUGAACCCCUGGCUCUCAGACUCACCAGGGAACUCCAGGAAAAGGAGAAAGUGAUCGAAGUCCUGCAGGCCAAGCUGGAUGCCCGUUCCCUCACCCCCUCGAGCAGCCAUGCCUUGUCUGACUCUCAACGCACACCCAGCAGUUCCUCCUUCCUGUCUGAUGAGCUGGAUGCCUGCUCUGACAUGGACGUAGCCAGCGAAUACACCCACUUUGAGGAGAAGAAAGUGUCACCUGGGCCUUCAGAUUCCAUCCAUCAUUCGACUCAUUCUGCUGUACUGUCUCCUAAAUCAUCAACAACCAGUGAAUCUCAGGAGCUUAAGGCUGAAUCCAGCAGCAGUCCUAUCAACUUGCCAGAUCCCCAGAAUCCCCCCCAGGAAGCCAUCCAGGCCCAUUCAGGCUUCCAUUUUCCCUCCACACUUAGGCCGGUUAGCCUCUCUCAGGCACCAAUGCCCUCAGCUCCACCCAGCUUCCCUCCUUUCAGCUCCACUGGCCCUCCAAUCCUUGGCUGCUGUGAGACACCCACGGUCUCCUUGAUAGAGGCUCAGCAGGAGCUGCAGAUGCUGCAGAAACAGUUGGGAGAAAGUGUCAGCUCCAUCCAACCUGCUUCCCCAGCAACAUUGUCAAGCCAUCAUUUAGAAGCCAACUCCUCCCACUACCUCAACCCUACCCAGCCCCACUCUCUGAGGGGCACCAUAGAAUUGGGCAGAAUCCUGGAGCCUGGGUAUGUGGGCAGCAAUGGCCAGUGGGAUAUGAUGACACCCCAGAAAGGGAGUGUAUCUGGAGAUCUCUCUUCAGGUUCCUCUGUGUACCAUCUAAACUCCAAACCAACCGGGGCUGAUCUGCUGGAAGAGCAUCUUGGAGAGAUCCGGAACCUACGUCAGCGUCUGGAGGAGUCCAUCUGCAUCAAUGACCGCCUGAGAGAGCAACUGGAGCAAAGGCUCAGUUCUACCUCAAGGGACAUUGGAUCAACCUCUAACUUUUACAAUCAGAGCUUGGAGUCGACAUCCCAACUCUGCAAUGAGAAUAGAGUUCUCAGGGAAGAAAACCGGAGUCUUCAGGCUCAGUUGAGUCACAUUUCCAGAGAACACUCCCAGGAAACACAGUGCCUGAGGGAAGCCCUGCUGGCUUCUCGUUCCCGGCUUCAAGAACUGGAAAUGGAGCUGAAGCACCACAAGGUGGAAGAGCAGCAGCUUUUGGAUGACUUGAAGGAGAAGCAGCAGGAGAUCUUGCAUUUCCAGCAGGAGCGACUGUGCCUUCAGGAGAAAGACUCCAGGAUGCAACAAAAACUGGCCCUUCUGCAGCAACAGUGUGAAGAGAAACAGCAGCUAUUCCAGUCCUUGCAGUCAGAGCUACAGAUUUACGAAGCUCUUUAUGGAAAUUCCAAGAAGGGGCUGAAAGAUUUGGUUGCAUCCCCUCCAGUUCGGGAUGUUGGCAUGGAUUCUCCUGGUCUGGUCUUCCCUGGCAUUUCAUCCUCUGUUUCUGCUUCAGAGUCAGCCAUCACAAAUGAGCUGAGUUUGGAUAGAUCUCCAGUAACAAAGAAUCCUCCUAAACUUGAGGGACACGCAGUUGAUGGUUCUUUUGCCAAUAAGCAUGGCCGCCAUGUUAUUGGCCACAUUGAUGACUAUAGUGCCCUCAGACAGCAGAUUGGGGAGGGCAAACUCUUGGUCACAAAGAUAGCGUCUCUUGUAAGAUCAGCAUGCAACUCUCCUGCCCUGGAAGCUCAAGGCACAGAGGCCGCCAGGAACCAAGGUGUCCAGGAACUUCACAGCAGUGCCAAUGCCCUGCACCACUCACUGGAGGAAUCUUCAUCCCUCCUCACCAUGUUCUGGAGAGCUGCCCUGCCUAGCUCCACUGGCUCCACUCCAUCUGUCAGAGCGGGAGAGUCCAUGACAAGGGAACUUCUGGAACUGAGAACCAAACUCUGUAAACAGGAGAGUCUACUUCAAAAUACAGCUGAGCGUCUGAAGAUGGCCAACCAGCAGAAGGAGAACAUGGAGCAGUUCAUCUUCAGCCAGUUGACCAGGACACAUGAUGUUCUGAAGAAGGCAAGGACUAAUUUGGAGGAGAAAUCCCUAAGGGCUCUUCCAGGCAUUGCAGUCUUGUGACCCUUGCCUUCCAGGAGCCAUGCCAGAAGAAUAGCCUUCAGAUGGGCCCCAAACAACCAGAAGGAUGGGUCUGCCCCACUUCUGCACAACUCCUUGUCUGCUGAAGAAUGACCUGGGCGCCCUACAGCCAACUCAAGCAGGGUUUAGGAGUCAGAGGUGUGUUGUCGUGGCCUAGGUGGAGGUGACAGAGAACCUUCCUUUCUGCUUUGAUUGAAUACCGUUAAACCACGUUUUCCUUUGCUCAGUACAAAGAAAAGCAAGUAGAUAUUUUUAGAGGUCUUUGCGACAUGUUUUCCUUGAUCCCGGCGGCCUGGCCAACUACCUACAGCUAU
Molecule: messenger RNA, 7614 nt
Organism: Suncus etruscus (white-toothed pygmy shrew)
Lineage: Eukaryota; Metazoa; Chordata; Mammalia; Eulipotyphla; Soricidae
Product: myomegalin-like
Exons: 39
Coding region: 5-7282 (2425 amino acids)
Cellular component (GO): nucleus; microtubule organizing center
Molecular function (GO): zinc ion binding
Source: RefSeq, a predicted model, not a curated record